GUCCAGAAUUAGAACUCAAUCACCAACUCACAAUUUCCAGUUUCGCUAUUAAUUAAUAAAUUAUAAACCCUUUCAAAUCCUAACGUCACAUCAAUUUCCCUCUUCGUUGACUCGAAUGCUGUAGCAACUUCCUGAGUCGUCCAAACGAAAUAGUGAGAUCUGAACUCUGAAGCCACAGAAGCAGGCGGCGGCGGCGCGAACUAGAGAGUCCGAGGUCUGAAGGGAUAGAGCAAAGUACACCGCAAUGGAAGUUGAAGAGAGCAGCUCCUUGGGUCCUACUACUGGCUUCAACAAGAGAAGAGCAGAGGGCACUGACAAAACUAACUUCACCAGAAAAAAUCUUCAACUCAAAGUUCGCAAACUCAAUCCCAUUAACACUAUUUCAUAUGUACAGAUUUUGGGCACUGGAAUGGACACUCAAGAUACAUCACCUGCGGUCCUGCUUUUCUUUGACAAUCAAAGAUUUAUAUUUAAUGCUGGGGAGGGACUACAAAGAUUUUGCACGGAGCAUAGGAUUAAGUUAUCAAAGAUAGAUCACAUAUUUCUUUCUCGUGUCUGUUCCGAGACUGCGGGUGGGCUCCCAGGUUUACUGCUUACUUUGGCUGGUAUGGGAGAAGAGGGGAUGACUCUCAACAUAUGGGGCCCUUCAGAUCUUAAGUAUUUAAUUGAUGCCAUGAGAUCUUUUAUUCCCAAUGCCGCCAUGGUUCACACAAAAAGCUUUGGACCCACCUUUGGCACCAAUGAGUCCACUGUGCAGUUUCAAAGUAAUAACUCCAUUGUUCUUGUUGAUGACGAGGUGGUCAAAAUAUCAGCCAUUAUCCUUCAACCAAGUAACAAUGAAAGCCAGCUCCUGAAACCUUGUCAGAGCCCUUCACAAAGGGCAGAUCAUAGCACAGAAAUCCUUGAUUCCCCCAAUGGAAAAAAGCUGCCAGCGGCUAAGCCUGGUGAUAUGUCUGUUGUAUAUGUUUGUGAACUGCCUGAGAUCAAGGGAAAAUUUGAUCCAGGAAAAGCUAAGGCACUCGGUCUCAGACCUGGGCCAAAGUAUCGCGAACUGCAACUUGGAAAUUCGGUGGAAUCUGAUCACCAGAAUGUUAUGGUUCAUCCAAGUGAUGUCUUGGGUCCUUCUAUUCCUGGUCCUAUUGUACUCCUUGUGGAUUGCCCAACAGAAUUUCACUUGGAAGCAUUAUUGUCUUCAAAAUCACUAGCUACCUAUGGUGAUCAAGUGGAGGGAAACCUGCCAAAGGCUGGUAAGGGUGUUGCAUGUGUAAUUCACUUGUCUCCUGAAUCUGUUGUAAGUUGUUCAAAAUACCAAACAUGGAUGAAGGCAUUUGGUUCUGCACAGCAUAUCAUGGCCGGACAUGAAAAGAAGAAUGUAGAGAUUCCUAUAUUGAAAGCUAGUGCAAGAAUUGCAGCACGGCUUAAUUACUUGUGUCCUCGGUUCUUUCCAGCUCCCGGAUUUUGGUCUCUUCCAAAUCAUAAUUGCUCAAAACCUGGAUCUCUUGCUUCAAGUGAGGAUUCAUUAUCAGCGCUUUCUAAUGUCAUUAAUGCUGAAAAUCUUCUCAAGUUCACUUUGCGUCCCUAUGUUAAUCUUGGGUUGGAUAGAUCUUGUAUUCCAACUACAGCGUCUUCCUCUGAAAUCAUUGAUGAGUUGCAGUCAGAGAUUCCAGAGGUUGUGGAAGCAGCACAGCAUGUCAGUCAGCUCUGGCAAGAUUGCAGUCAGACAAAGGAUGAUUUAAUUCCUGUGGCUGAUCAUAAGAUGGUAAUUGAGGAGCCAUGGCUGUGUGAAGAUGAAAUUACUCCUGCUUGCUUGGAAAAUGUAAGGAGAGAUGACUUGGAGAUAGUGCUUCUUGGAACUGGUUCAUCCCAGCCAUCCAAGUAUCGAAAUGUGAGCUCAAUAUAUAUAAAUCUUUUCUCGAAAGGUGGGUUGCUCUUGGAUUGUGGUGAAGGAACCUUGGGACAGCUUAAGAGAAGAUAUGGUGUAAGUGGUGCUGAUGAUGUUGUGAGAUCCUUAAGCUGCAUUUGGAUUUCACAUAUUCAUGCUGAUCACCACACUGGGUUGGCUAGGAUUCUCGCUCUGCGCCGUGACUUGCUGAAGGGGGUUCCUCAUGAACCGGUGCUUGUUGUAGGACCAAAUAAGCUCAAGAGAUAUUUAAAUGCAUACCAAAGACUAGAGGAUUUAGAUAUGCUGUUUCUUAACUGCAAGCACACCACAAAAGCUUCAUUGGAUGAUUUUGAGAACGACUUGCAAGAAACAGUCAAUUCUCAAGAUCUGAGCAAUAAUAAUGCAGAAAUAAAUGCAUCAAAGGUUGAUUCGACUUUAUUUGCUAAAGGGUCUCGUAUGGAAAGCUAUUGGAAAAGACCAGAUAGUCCUGUUGACAAAGGUGAUGUUUAUCCCCUCCUAAGGAAAUUGAAGAGGGCAAUCCACGAAGCUGGUCUCAAUGCCUUGAUUAGUUUUCCCGUUGUACACUGCCCACAGUCAUUUGGUGUUGUUCUAAAAGCAGAAGAGAGGACUAAUAGUGUUGGAAAAGUGAUACCUGGUUGGAAGAUUGUAUAUUCUGGUGACACAAGACCCUGCCCAGAGCUAAUAGAAGCAUCUCGAGGUGCAACCGUUCUUAUACACGAGGCAACUUUUGAGGAGGGUAUGGUAGAGGAGGCUAUAGCAAAGAACCACAGCACCACUAAUGAAGCCAUAGAAAUGGGAGAGGCUGCUAAUGUAUAUCGUAUCAUACUUACUCACUUCAGCCAAAGAUAUCCAAAAAUUCCUGUAUUUGAUAAAACACACAUGCAUAAAACAUGUGUUGCAUUUGACAUGAUGAGUAUCAAUAUAGCAGAUUUGCCAGUGCUUCCCAAGGUUCUUCCAUAUCUGAAAUUGCUUUUCAGAAACGACAUGAUAGUUGAUGAGUCAGAUGAUGUAGUAGAUGUUGCGUCUUCAGCUUCGUAGACUAAAUGUAUGAGUUUAUUAUUUAUUCUUGUUUUGCAUAGUUUGAUUAUAUCCCUAUACCAGGCUAUGCAACAACAUUGUACGAUAAAUUAUCCUGGUUUUCCCCAUGGAGCUUCCCCAACAUCUAGGAAAAGGAUUUACGUUGUAAUUUAUUUCUUGGGCAAGGGGUAGUAGUUUAGUCCGUUCAGUUAUUGAUUAGUAUAUCAAAAUAUAUUGGUUAUUAAAGUGAAGUUAUCAUUAUAUUGAGUUUUA
Molecule: messenger RNA, 3193 nt
Organism: Cicer arietinum (chickpea)
Lineage: Eukaryota; Viridiplantae; Streptophyta; Magnoliopsida; Fabales; Fabaceae
Source: RefSeq, a predicted model, not a curated record